Molecule: messenger RNA, 1875 nt
Organism: Trifolium pratense (red clover)
Lineage: Eukaryota; Viridiplantae; Streptophyta; Magnoliopsida; Fabales; Fabaceae
Product: ribosome biogenesis protein WDR12 homolog
Exons: 13
Coding region: 88-1398 (436 amino acids)
Biological process (GO): ribosome biogenesis
Cellular component (GO): preribosome, large subunit precursor
Molecular function (GO): protein binding
Source: RefSeq, a predicted model, not a curated record
UGUUGUGUGUCGCGCGCCCUUGUAAGAAAGAAGCUUAGUUAAAAAAGAUAAAACCUUUAAACCCUAAACCCUAAAACACAGAGAAAGAUGAAUACCGAAGAAAAUGGCGAUGGCGAAACUAGCAACAGAAGAAUCCAAGUCCGUUUCGUAACAAAGUUACCUCAACCUUACAAAGUUCCAAAUUCAACCAUCGCUAUUCCUUCCGAUCUCACCAGAUUCGGCCUCUCUUCUCUUGUUAACGCGCUUCUCGAAUCCAAUGAUGAUGAUUAUCAAACGGAAGCGUUUGAUUUUUUGAUUGAUGGCGAGUUUGUUCGUAUGUCACUUGAGCAGUUUCUUCUCGCCAAGGGAAUAUCUGCGGAAAGGAUAUUGGAAAUUGAGUACACAAGGGCUGUAGCCCCACGGAAGGAAGAGGACCCUUCUUUACACGAUGACUGGGUCAGUGCAGUUGAUGGUUCUUCUUCUCGGUUUAUUUUGACUGGAUGUUAUGAUGGUUUUGGAAGGGUAUGGAAAGGUGCUGGAUUAUGUACACAUAUAUUGGAGGGACAUAGCGAUGGUGUAACUUCUGUUAGCAUCUUUAAUCCAGAAGGUGUGGAAACUGUAACGGUAGCUACUGCCUCUAAAGACCGGACGCUAAGGCUAUGGAAGAUCAAUCCUGAGGAGGCUACCGACCAUCCUGCGAGGGUUAGAGCAUACAAAAUCUUGCGUGGUCAUAAGUCUUCUGUGCAGAGUGUUGCAGCGCAGACUAAUGGAGAAAUGGUUUGUUCUGGUUCUUGGGAUUGCACCAUCAACCUUUGGCGAAUCAAUGACACUAAUGCAGAAAAUGAUUUUGUGUCUAAGAAGAGAAAAGUUGAAGGUCAAGUUGAGGACUCUCAAUUGGAGGGAGAAGCUUUCACAACCCUCGUGGGCCAUUCACAGUGCGUGUCUUCUGUGAUUUGGCCACAAAGAGAGUCAAUCUAUUCUGCAUCUUGGGAUCAUUCUAUUAGGAAAUGGGAUGUUGAGAAUGGCAAAAACGUGUCAGAUAUAUUUUGUGGGAAGGCUCUUAACUGCCUUGACAUUGGAGGGGAUGGUUCCGCAUUGAUAGCUGCCGGUGGUUCUGACCCUGUUGUUAGGAUUUGGGAUCCUCGUAAGCCAGGCACUUCUGCUCCGGUUCUUCAGUUUGCUUCUCACACUUCUUGGGUAUCAAGUUGCAAAUGGCAUGAUAAGUCUCCAUUUCAUUUACUGUCUUCAUCUUAUGAUGGGAAAGUUAUGUUAUGGGAUCUGAGAACUGCGUGGUCUCUUUCAGUCAUUGAAUCACACAGUGACAAGGUAUUGUGUGCUGACUGGUGGAAAAGUGACAGUGUUAUCAGUGGUGGAGCAGAUUCAAAACUCUGCAUUUCUUCAAACAUUCCGAUACAGUGACAUAAACGUUGAUCCCUCAUAUAUGGAACUCUUUGAGUUUGAAGCCAAUUUUGUCCCAGGCACAACUACUGCUAGUGUUUUAUCUAUGUAACACAUACACUUCGGAUUGAAGAGGUGUCUGAUAGACACAUGAUCAAUUGUAAACAACAGUCUGUGUUUCUAAUUGCUAUUUAUGUAAACCUUUACAUUAAGCAUAUCUAUGAACUCAUUUUGAUAGCCACGCUGUUCUUCAAUAAGAAUUGAGACGAUGCUCAGAGAGUAGUGUUAAGUACUUAAAAUUGCUCUCUGAAUAGGAAAAACAAGUACUAGUCAACACUAUUUUGAAUGACAUAAAAAGUAGUAAAAUAUAGUCCCGUAAGGGUAGCUCAAUUGGUAGCUAUCAAAGGACAUUAUUGAAGGUGUUGAAGUUCAAACAUCUAGCCGUUAAAAACAGUUGUUUAUUUCUUUUCUUUUUUAUGAAAAAUAUUGUUUAUGUUU